GGCACACCCACCCGCCGCCCGUCACUGUGGGAGAGUCGCUUGGGCCUAGUUGUGGGCUUCCUGCUCCCUCAGCUCCGCCUCGCCUCGCUCUGGCCGGACGGGGGAAACACUUCUCAGUCACAGAACAAAAGCAACAACGGGCAGACGGCGGGGGGACGGCGAAGUAACGGCGACUCCCAAGUCGGUUCUGGAGCCCGGACGCAUCGAGAGACCUCACGCCAUCCGCGGCGACGGAUACUCGACGAGCGAAGUCGCGCGCGAAGGCGUCAAACUUGGUCGCGUCGCAGGGUUUGAACAGGCGCCCGUGGUCCGUCGAGGCGCUCGGGGGACGAGGCGAGGGGCACGGGGACGGACGGUAUUGUUUCGCUGCUCUUCCUGUAAACUUCGGCCAUAAAAGAAAAAAAAAAAAAAAAAAGCGAGGCGAAGCGGCGGAGCGGAAACUCGGGCUCCCCCUUUGUUUUCGUUUCGCUUCAACGGACCUCGUGGAUCGCGGGCUCGUUUUGUCAUUUUCGGGUUUCUGUCGGGGUGUCUUGUCCGUGUGAAGAGGCUACUCUUAUCUUUUGGGACUGAGCACUUGGAAGUGGAACAAAGCCCAAACUGGGAAGGGGUGAGAAAGUAGACCGUGAUGGAUUUCUCAUAGAUGCCCAUUCCACACGCUCCCACCCUUUGUGACCGAUCCCCCUCUCCAACAAAACAAAAGUGACAGAGCCCAUUUCGAUAUCCCAGAUGGCAACCUACAGUGAACAUAAUGGCAGAAAUGGACUGCCGAUAGCAGGAAAAUUAACAAUGAUAGAAUUUGGAGGAAAGCUUGAAGCUAAACGUCCCUCCAAGGAUUUGUGCCAUUCUGCCAGCUCGGCUGAAAGCAACGCAAGCGGCGUGGCAAGUUUCACCACUAACCACAACUCUGUUGUGUGCCUGCCUCUGGUGUCAGAGGGACUGAAAUUGGUAUGGACACAGUCUGAUCAGACACGUGAACUUGACACAAUCCCAGAGUUGGUCCAAGCCUUUAACUUAUUUCCAUACCCAUCAUCCCAAGAGGUUAAUACCCUAGCUCGGGUAUGUGCCUUGCCACUGGACAAAGUUAAGGUGUGGUUUAUGGUGCAGAGAAUUAAAUACGGUAUCAGCUGGUCUUCAGAGGAGAUAGAGGAGACACGGCGAAAGCUAGCAGUGCCUGAGCUUUGUGAUGGCUCUACUGAAACAAAUGAGGAUGCCAAUAUCAAGAGCAACAUUUGUGAUGAAUUGGCAAUUGAGGAUACAGAUGGAGAUAAGGUGGAGGGUGCUCCAUCCAGCUUCACUCCCAAGAAAACAAAACCAAAGUGUGAAUCACCAGAUUCCUAUAAACCAGCCAAACCCACCACCCCAUGCUUCAGUUCCACCCUUCCACCUCCUCAGGAUUCAUACUUUUAUCGCCCACCAGCAGACACACCAGCAAGUACAGCAACAGAUGUCUCCCUUGACCUUUCAGAGUCGCCGUCACAACAGCACCGUCAUGGGCGCUACAAGAAGUCUAAAGCUCAGCUCGCUGAUCUUCGAAAGAGCUUCCUGAGAGAGAACUGGCCUUCAGAGGCAGAGCUAAGACGUUUGCAGGAAGAAACUGGACUGAGCCGCAAUGACAUUCGUAAAUGGUUCAGUGACAGCCGUUAUCAGCUUAGAGUUGGCCGAGGAAGCCUGGCAGCAGCCCAGAGCUAUUCUCAACAGACUGCUGUGGGAGGUAAACAUGACCAACAAACUCAACCUCUCCCGCUUAUUACUCAAAAGACACCUCAGCAUAAUAGCGUGAAGGGCCACGAGGGAGCCCGUAGCAGUGGAACUAGAAAUCCACAUUUCUUUCAGGCCUUUUUAUCAAACACCCUGGAAGCAUUUGGGGAAAGGGUUCUUGAGGCAGAAGAGUGUGAUGUUAUGGAGGAGCUUUCUGGUGAUGGGGACAGUUUUAAAGAAAUGGGGCAAAGUGAAGAACAACCCCUACAGUUGACCAAGACCUGCAAGAUUGAGACUGAUGUUCCACAGGAACCAUCGGGUAUAUUUAAAUCAUCUCCCUACUCUUCCCCCUCUGGAAGCCCACCACUGACUAACAAACAACUUUCAAACAGCAGCAGCACAUCAAAGAAGUCAUCCAACCCAGCCAAAGCCAGUCCUUCACAAACACCCAUCCACAUCUCAGGGGCCUCUUCAACUACAUCCACAUCUCCUGCUCUCACUCCUGGGGGGCGACCAAGAAAGACCAAGGAUCAGUUGGACGUGUUAAAGCAGCACUUUUUACGCUGCCAGUGGCCCAAGAGUGACGACUACACUGAACUUGUUAAGCUUACAGGUUUACCCCGGGCAGAUGUUAUUCAGUGGUUUGGUGACACACGGUAUGCUGUUAAAAAUGGCCAGCUGCGGUGGGUAAAGGGGGUCCGUGACCAGUUUUUGGCUGAACUUGCUGCCCAGCAAAGUAGCAGCGGUUUAACUAAUGGAAGUGGCUCUGGGACAUCAACUCGGGUUGGUGGUAGCCGCAAACGAAAAUCUCAGGCAAAUGGAACAGGUGCAGAUUCUCCCGAUACCCAGCCACUGGUAGCAUAUUAUCUUUCAACAGGCUCACUGCAUGAAAGAGACCUUGACUCUCUAUGCAAGAAAUCCAGAAUGAGUUACCAGCAAGUGCGAGAUUGGUUUGCAUCUCGGGAUGUUGGGGACACUGACCAAGAACUUAGUAUUACUGAUUGAGACACUGAAACCAGACAUAAGAAUCGGGCUGUGCGAUAUGACCAAAGUUUCAUAAACCAAUAUAUGUAAUUUCAUAUUCUGAUAAUAAUACACAUAACAAUAAAGCACAUUUCCUGUAAAUUUAAUGAAUAAAUACAUGUAAAAUAAAUAAAUGUGGAUUUCCAUCUCUACUAUGGCCCAGCACACGACUUGAUUGUUUUCAGUCCAGCAUUGUGAACCUUGGGUCAAUCGUUGGCACAAACUCACAAAAGACUUAACCAUGUAAAUUGUGGCCACAUCUUUUCAGAUGCAAGUCUCAACAACAGCCGUUACACCUCCUUCCAUCUUUGCGGUUCUUGCAAUGUCUGAAUUUGGAGUUUGUUUUAAGCACCCAACUGUAUUUCAGUGGCUCUCGUCUGUAGAUUCUUUCCAUACUCUUUGACACAAUCCUUCCGUUCGUGGUAAAAGAGUUAAGCGGUGUUGGAGUCUGUUUGCGAAGUACUUUUUUCUGGUCUGUGUCAGACUUUUCAUACGCAUACAACUUCCAUGCAACAGAAGUAACCCCUCUUUUUGGUAUGUGCUCCUCAUUUUGUCUGGUUGGAUUCCUCCUGUUUGGAACGAUCAUUUUCUGUGUCACAUUCACUCUCCUUCCCAUUUGUUUGGUUGCCUUCAGGUAAAUGUCCUGCUUGCAUCAAUUCCAAGAACAAAAAGCCUCCCUCAAAUUAUGAAAAUUUUUGAGGCUGACAUAAUUAAACAAUACAGCGUAAUGUAAAGGGAUAGAUAUUUUUCUAUCGUCGCACAAUAUGUAUUAACAUAUCACACAGCCCUACUUCAAAACAUUAAUAAACGUAGGUGCAGUGCUCCUCACAUCCUUUGGUUUAAGUUGCUUUAAACGGGGCAGGUUUGUAACAUCCGGUCUUCCCAGUACAAGCCCGAAAUGAGGUUUGUGUUUUUUAUGUGCUGCAUAUCAUGCUUAUCCUAAUAUAUUUGGACUUGAAUUAUAAUUGUGCUGCCCGUGUUGCUGUAAAUAAGACAGUCAAUUGUACACUGGUUAGCGAUAUUUUUUUAGUUUAUUAUAUUUUGUUUAGAUAUCACUACUUCAGAUUUUUCUUAGUAUAUUGUAGCAGUAUAAUUUAAACUGGUUGUACUUUUGGUACCCGACUAUAGCAGAAAAGUAACUGCUCCAGAAAAUGUCUGUGUUCAUGAAUUUGUUGACUGAUCACUGUUUGUCAUCAUUCCUUUACAGCCAAUAAUUCCGCAUCAUUAAAAGCACACUGGACGUGUACACUUUAAAUUGACAUCUUGCACUUUUGUGUCAGGGCCUGCUGCCAUUAUGUUCAUUAAAUCCAAACUAAAACAGUGUCAUUCUUGAUCACGUAACAGUGAAACCGUGGAUCAUGUCUAUUGAAAACUAAAAAUGUUCCAUCUAAUCCUAAUAAUGUCUAGUGUAUUUCUGAAGCACAUUCCUGAUUUCUUUCUUUUAAUCUGCUGUAAUAUUUGGUUGACUAUUUCAGUACUUUGCUUGUCAUUCGCAUUUAACUGCAACUUUUUAACAUUACAAAGAAAGCAGCAUUCACAUCCCUAUCAUACAAAUAUCAGGAUUGUCCGUUUUCAUUUUGAUGUGCACUCAUUGAUUCAGUCAGUAUUUUUAUAUCUCUUAUGUCUUAAUAGGUCUAGGGCAUGAUUUUGUUUAAGAUAUAGGCAAAGUAGAUAAGAUGAUUGCUGGGAGGGAGGGUCCACAUACUGUGUAAGUAGUUAAGGGUUUGAAUCCAAAGCAAAAUUACCAUUCUGUUUCUGCCAAAUCAGAUGAUGAAUUAUAGUAUAAACAUUAUACAUUUGGGUUAACAGUUCAUUUAUUUAUUAGUUAUUUCAUACAUUGCUUUGUGUUGCAAAAUAAAAUAACUCCACACUCUAGGUGACGUGCAGUAGGAAGAAAUUGGCUUUAAACUGAGUCAGAGUUGAGUUCUCUAGAAAUGUCUGGACAGAAGUUAGAUGACCAGAACGUAGAAAAAGCAGUGUGCAUCACUGUAUUGGACAUGAAAAGUGUUAUGCUGUGGGGAAAUGUCCAAAACACUUAGUGUUUUCCUUUACAGGUGUUUUCAAUAUAUUUUGUACUGUUUGAAAAAUGUCAUUUGCACAAUUGUGUCACUGGAAACCAGUAAAGGAUUUGCCUUUAUAA
Messenger RNA from Scophthalmus maximus (turbot), 4861 nucleotides. RefSeq names its product homeobox and leucine zipper encoding a (gene homeza). The coding region runs from base 727 to 2703 and encodes 658 amino acids. Lineage: Eukaryota; Metazoa; Chordata; Actinopteri; Pleuronectiformes; Scophthalmidae. The record is from RefSeq and is a predicted model, not a curated record. Gene Ontology annotation, molecular function: DNA-binding transcription factor activity, RNA polymerase II-specific; DNA binding. Gene Ontology annotation, biological process: regulation of transcription by RNA polymerase II. Gene Ontology annotation, cellular component: nucleus. The transcript has 3 exons.